This is a messenger RNA of Nilaparvata lugens (brown planthopper), 4904 nucleotides long. Its product is annotated as nidogen. The record is from RefSeq and is a predicted model, not a curated record. The coding region runs from base 161 to 4354 and encodes 1397 amino acids. Gene Ontology annotation, molecular function: calcium ion binding. The transcript has 25 exons. Lineage: Eukaryota; Metazoa; Arthropoda; Insecta; Hemiptera; Delphacidae. Gene Ontology annotation, biological process: cell-matrix adhesion.
AAGGGAGCCGCAGAGAGACAGAUACAUUGUUAUUUUGUUAUGAGCCGAAGAACAGUUAGGAUGCGCUCGUCUGGUGGUGCAUUCCUCUGACUGGAGCCACCUCUCGCUGCAUUCACUGCCAUCCACUCGAUUCGACGACCAUUUUCUACUCGCUUCAAAAAUGUUCACGUUUGUUGAUUUUAAAAUGAAUCUGUCCGUUCGCACUCUGUUCGUUGUUUUCAUCUUACUCAAUAGUUUACUUCUGUGUCCAGCAUUGUCCAUUGACGAAUUCUACCCACAUGGAUAUGGCAACGAAGACGCUUCUCUAGAUAAAGCCGAUGAUGUUUCGAGUCUUGAAAUUUUUCUGAAAACUCCUAUACGUUUCUAUGGUGAACUGUUCAGCUCGAUUUUUGUGAACAGCAACGGUGUGCUAUCAUUUCUGACGGACAUCCCGACGUUUUUCAACAUUCAAUUUCCGCUGGACUACCCGGUGAUUGCGCCGCUCUACACGAACGUGGACCUGCGAGGCUCGGGCAGUGUGUUCUAUAGGGAGACACAGGCGCCUCACCUGCUGGCCAAGGCAUCCGACAGCAUUCGCUCGCUCUACCCCAACCUCGCCAACCAGUUCACCGCCACCAGUCUUUUCAUCACCACCUGGCUGGAUGUCGGCUACUACAAACAGGGAUCCGACAAGUUGAACACGUACCAAGUAGUGAUCGCAAGCGAUGGGGAUGAAUCGUUUGUUCAGCUGUUGUACAAGGACAGCGGAAUCCAGUGGAUCCAGGGCACUGGCUUCGGAUCCGGUCUGCCCGACGCCCGCGCUCAAGCCGGAUUCGUGUCCACGGAUGGCCGCUCCUACACUUUGAAAGGUUCCGGCACUGAUCAGAUCAAGAAUUUGGACAAAUGGACCAACUCUGAUAAACCUGGCUUAUUCACUUUCCGAGUCGGGCAUGUAGAAUCAAGUAACGUGGAACCUCCUCAGACCACAUUGGAUCAUGACUCAGAAGCAGAUGUAGCAUUGAGCUGCUCAACUAGCUCGACUGCAUGUCAUAGCCAGGCAACUUGCAACGACAUCGCCUCUGGAAUUUGCUGCAUUUGCAGAAGCGGCUUUUAUGGCAAUGGAAUCACUUGCCUUGGAGAUGAUGUAGCAUUGAGCUGCUCAACUAGCUCGACUGCAUGUCACAGCCAGGCAACUUGCAACGACAUCGCCUCUGGAAUCUGUUGCAUUUGCAGAAGCGGCUUUUAUGGCAAUGGAAUCACUUGCCUUGGAGAUGGUAUUCCCCUGAGAGUGAACGGCAAAGUGCACCUGAACAUCAACGGACAGGUGACGCCUGACGUGGACCUGCAGGCGUACAUAGUGACAGCUGACAGCCGCAGCUACAUCGCGCUGAGUCGUGUGCCCGCGCAGGUGGGAAGCAGUCUGCAGCUGCUGGCCCCGUUCGCUUCCGUCACCGGAUGGCUAUUCGCCAAGCAAGUCGCUGACUCCAAGAAUGGAUACCAACUUUCAGGUGGUAUCUUCAACCACACGAUGGAAAUGAAAUGGCAGAAUGAGAACGAUCCAUACAGUAUCAAAAUAACCCAACGUUUUCUGGGACUAGAUGUAUUCGACCAACUCAAACUUGAAGCGGAAGUACAUGGCAAUCUCCCUAGAUUUCUACCCAAUACUCACAUAAAUAUGCCAGACCAAACACAUCAUUUCACUAAAAUAGGAGAUGGUAUAUUGAGGUCACAAUCAACUCACACACUGCAUGCAGACAAUGGACAACAAUAUCCAGUGGCAAUCGACCAGACAAUAUUAUUCAAAGAAAAUUGCGGACUGGAGUCCAUGAAUUUCAAACUGAGGAAUGCAAGAAACUUAAUCAGCUAUGAAGACCAAGAGAAGAUUGUUCGAUUCGCGUUGACAACUAAGAUCUCGAAGGUGUCAGAAAAUGACGAUCCUUGCUUAGAGGGACAGGUCACAUGUGUUGCAAACAGUUCCUGUCUGGUGGAGGGUGACUCAUUCCGCUGUGUCUGCAAUCCAGGAUUCCGGACGAUGUACAGUGGGGACGGCGACGACUACGGGUGUGUGGACAUCAACGAGUGCUCGGAGGGAACGGCCACCUGCGACCGCAACGCCAUCUGCAUCAACCAGGUCGGCUCGUUCGGCUGUCAGUGCAAGCCCAACUUCUCUGGAGAUGGCUUCCAUUGCACAGAAAUAAUAACAUCACCAUGCCAGUCGGAUCCCAGUCUUUGUAAUCAACCCUUCAGCUACUGUGUAAAUAGCAGCGAUAUUUCAACCUGCUCUUGUUAUCCUGGGUUUGACAAAAUUCUACGUGACGAUUCUUCGGCAUUCCAUUGUGAAGAUAUCAACGAGUGCACUUCACAAGAUCUUGUUUGUCACCUCGAUGCUGUUUGCGAGAAUACAGAGGGAAGUUUCGAAUGUCGAUGCAAUCCUGGAUUCAGAGGCGAUGGUUUCCAUUGUGAAUAUAUUGAUGAGCAUGACACAUGUCAAGCCGUUGCCUGUAGCAGAGAUGCGGACUGCUUUGAAGAUCCAUACGAUGGAGCCAAGUGUGUUUGCAGGACAGGAUUCAUUGGAGAUGGCCAUACCUGCAGGCUUCAACCUUACACAGGAAAUGAAAACCGAAGCGAUUGCUCGUCCUGUUCAAGGUAUGCCUACUGCCGAGAAGGCCGCUGCAUCUGCAACCAGGGGCUACUCUGGCAAUGGCCUCUACUGUACAGUCAGCUCCAAAACCACACUGAAGACAUUAUUCGAAUUCAGUAUAAUUACGCACAUUUCUUUUCUCCACUAGGAAAUGAAAACCGAAGCGAUUGCUCGUCCUGUUCAAGGUAUGCCUACUGCCGAGAAGGCCGCUGCAUCUGCAACCAGGGCUACUCUGGCAAUGGCCUCUACUGUACAGUCAGCUCCAAAACCACACUGAAGACAUGCCUGGCUGACACCUGCUGGUGUCCUCCCAACUACGUCGAGGAAAGCAGCUCUUCACCCAUUUGCAUUCUCAGUGAACCGUCCAGUCCAGGAGUCAUCAGCGAUCCCUAUGGCGACAGAUACAAUGCAUCUGGAUAUGGAGAUUCAUGCAACAAAAUAAACAACUGUCAUCCCGAUGCUCAAUGCAUCUACAUCACUGACGACCAGUCAUAUCGCUGCCGCUGCAAUGCUGGCUUCGAAGGAGAUGGAUUUGAUUGCACUGAAACAGAAGUUUCGUGUCAUGAAGUAGAUCUGUGUGACUUGAAUGCAAAUUGUGUCUACGAUGCUGGUUCUGGAAAGUCAAUUUGUAUAUGUAAUCCAGGCUACCAAGGCGACGGAACUUUCUGCUACAAAAUCAGCAAUGAGCGGUGCAACUGUCACCCGGACGCCAACUGCCUGACUGAGCCGAGCUCAGGCCAGUCCUACUGCCAAUGUCGGCCCGGCUUCAGUGGAGAUGGUGUCACCGCCUGCCAACAGACAGCGCUGUCGUCGCCUCCCAACUGCAACCUGCUCAACAACUGUGCGCCCACCGCUGUCUGUCUCUUCAGCAACGAACACAACGAAUAUCGUUGCAAGUGCCGGCCGCUUGCAGAAGCUUAUACUGGCGGAGAUGAAUUCUUAUUGGUGAACCAAGGUAUGGCAACCCUUAGAGUGCCAUUCCAUCCUUCAAAAUCUGAUCCAGGAUAUCCUAUACAAUUAAAAACUGAACAAAUCGCUAUUGGACUUGCAGCAGACUGUGUUGAAGGAAGAGUUUAUUGGAGUGACAUAAUGUCACGGGCCAUUAAAAGCUCAGCAUACAACGGCAGUGAAUUAGAAGAUUUCAUCACUGAAGGUAUCGAAUCCCCAGAAGGAUUAGUGAUAGACUGGAAAAAUAGAGACCUGUAUUGGACAGAUUCCAGAUCAGAUGACAUAAGCGUUAUGAAUCUCGAUUCCAGAGAGACGAAGAAAAUUGUCACUUCUGGACUUGUCAACCCGAGAGGAAUUGCCGUUCAUCCUAGGAGAAGGAAACUGUACUGGUCGGACUGGAACCGAGCUAGUCCAAAGUUGGAGUACGCUGAUCUUGACGGAUCCAACAAGGCUAUCCUGGUUCAAGGGCCAGCCGUACAAUUGCCCAACUCUCUGGCCAUAGACUGGCAGACCGAUGAGCUGUGUUGGGCUGAUGCUGGAACUAAAUCAAUCGAAUGUAUAAGUCUGUCGACCAAUAUUAGGAGGACAGUAGUGACCAAUUGUAACUAUCCAUUUGGACUUGCAAUUACGAAUGACAAAUACUAUUGGACAGACUGGGAUACACAAAAAAUUGAAAGCUCCUGGAAACACUCUGGUGAAAGAGCCGAAUCUAUUCCUGUGCCUCUGGGUGGAGCGGGCAAGCUCUAUGGUAUUGUGCCGGUAACUGGAACCUGUCCUCCUUCGUGAUUACUCGGCAUUCAAAGACUUUGAAAAUCAAAACAAAUUGAUAGUCACAACCUCAUCAUUUGACUAAUUCAAAUGUGGCAAUAAAUGUUUUCAGAUUGAAUUUGGAGCAAUCGCCUGAAAUUCAAGAAAAACUGAAAUUUGAUGUACCAGUACCUAAUCAUAAUUCCUAUUAUGUUCAAUAGAAUAGUUUUGAGCGAUGCCUGUUAUUCUUUCCCAAUCAUAAUUUAUAUGAUUUGUAAUUGUAUUCACAAAUGAAUGAAAAUUGAUAAAUUUCCCUAUACAUUUUUUUGUUUAAUGCUUGGGAUGAAUAAUGUCCAUAUCUAUAACUAUUUUAUCCAUUAAUGCCUAAUAAUAUCCAUGAAUUUGUAAAUUUGAUGCUUUUGAAAUAAUGGUUAAUUUAACUACUCUGUACCUUGUUUGUUUUUCUUUAUAACAUGACUUAUUCUGUAGCAUCAAUAAGAGUCCGAUGGUAUACAUUAGCUUUAAAGUAAUUGUAAUUGAUUGGAUGUAAAAAGUUUGUAAAUAAAAUGGACCCACCUACCACCCGAAA